Molecule: messenger RNA, 1469 nt
Organism: Coturnix japonica (Japanese quail)
Lineage: Eukaryota; Metazoa; Chordata; Aves; Galliformes; Phasianidae
Gene: METTL6
Product: methyltransferase 6, tRNA N3-cytidine
Source: RefSeq, a predicted model, not a curated record
AGGGCAGGACAGCGCGGGGCACGGGGACAACGCGGCUCAGGAGCCGGCGCCGCGGGUAGCUUGGGCCGGGCAGCGCCGUGCGGGUGUGGGCUGAGCACACAUGGAGGGGGGGACGUGUGGUUUUCUUUUAGAUAUUUGGGAAUUUUAUCUAUGUUAAAUGAUGGAAAUGUACACUGAAGGAAAGAAAACCACCCUUGGGUCUUUGGUAUUCAUAUCUGUGUGAAAGAUUCUAGGAUGUUCCAUGAAAACACAUCAGCACAUUGCUUAACUACAGUAACAACAUCUACUGAAGAUGGUGCUUUCCAAACAAAAGGCCCUAAUACAAGAAUCCUUAGCCCGGAAGAAGCAGAGAGACUGGCAAAACAUCAGGUUUUGGUGUCUGACUUCAAACAGCUGAAACUGGAAAAAGAGGCACAAAAGAACUGGGAUCUGUUUUACAAAAGAAACAGCACCAACUUCUUCAAAGACAGACACUGGACAACCAGAGAGUUUGAAGAGUUAAAAGCGUGUCGGGAGUUUGCAGACCAGAAACUGACCAUUUUGGAAGCGGGCUGUGGGGUUGGAAACUGCUUAUUUCCGCUCCUGGAAGAAGAUCUGAAUAUUUUUGCAUAUGCCUGUGAUUUCUCUCCUAGAGCUGUUGAGUAUGUGAAGAAAAACCCCUUAUACGAUACUGAAAGGUGCAAAGUGUUCCAGUGUGACCUUACCAAAGAUGAUCUUCUAGAAAAUAUACCAGCAGAUUCUGUGGAUGUCGUCACCCUUAUAUUUGUGCUUUCUGCCAUUCAUCCUGACAAAAUGCAUCUUGUAUUGAAGAACGUUUACAAGAUAUUAAAACCAGGCAAGUGUGUCUUGUUCAGAGACUACGGACUGUAUGAUCAUGCGAUGCUCAGGUUUAAAUCUGGCAGCAAACUUGGAGAAAACUUCUAUGUUAGGCAAGAUGGGACAAGAUCCUAUUUUUUUACUACAGAGUUCUUGUCUCAGCUCUUCAGGGCAGAGGGAUACGAGGAAGUGGUCAAUGAAUACGUGCACCGAGAAACUGUGAAUAGGAAAGAAGACUUGCGUGUUCCAAGAGUUUUUCUUCAAAGCAAAUUUCAAAAGCCUUUCAGUAAGACAUAAGUUCUUACUGAUUAUCAAUAGCAUCAGUGAUAGCACAUAGUGUUUCCUUGUGGGUGUUCAGCUGUUUGGUAAACCAUAAAUGACUGCAUCCUCUUGGUUUUCAUCCUCGGAUAUGAAAUAUGAAUGUUAAUUCUAAUUAAAACUUAAGAUGGUUUUGCAAAGCAGGAAACUUGAUGAGUACCUGUAUUCCUGUUUUUAAGGUAAAUCCUCUGCAGCACUGUUGGAAUAUCAGAUGAUAUAGACUAAAAAAUGUUUAAUUUGAAGUUCUAGCUUUUAUUAUUAACUGGCACAAUUGUUAUUUCCCUUUUUAUUAAAAGCUAUUUUUAUUAAAAGCUAUAAUAAGCGUUCUUUUUCUA